AUGUUGGAGUCAUCUGCUCUGGUAAACCUAUUAGACGCUGAAAAUUCCUCACUGGCUCUUCAUGAUGGACUGGUGCGGUUGUCUGGAGAAAGACAGUGUGAGGGGGAGCUGGAAGUUUUCCUCCAUCAGGUCUGGAGGAGAGUUCUGCUGGACUCCUGGAGUCUCACUGAAUCCUCUGUGGUCUGCAGACAGCUGGGCUGUGGCUCUGUGCUGAACUUCUACGGCUCCUCUUCAUCCAGUCCUGAACACAGUCAUGAGUGUGUGACGGGCUUCCAGUGCUCUGGGAGUGAAGCUCAUCUGGGGAACUGCAGCUCUCCACAAACUCUCAACUGCAGCUCCACACAACAGCUGUACAUCACCUGCCUUGGUCGAGGGUCCAUCAGGCUGGUGGGUUCUGGGGGAGACUGUGCAGGGAGGCUGGAGGUUUUUCACAGCGGCUCAUGGGGGACAGUGUGUGAUGACUCCUGGGAUAUUAAAGAUGCCCAUGUGGUGUGCAGACAGCUGCAGUGUGGAGUGGCCCUCAGUAACCAGCAGGUACCAGCCUGGUUUGGUCCUGGUUCUGGACACAUAUGGCUGGAUGAGGUGGAGUGUGAGGGGAAUGAGACGUCCCUGUGGAGCUGCUCUUCAUCAGGCUGGGGAAAACAUGACUGUAAUCACAAGGAGGAUGUUGGAGUCGUGUGCUCAGAGUUUAAAGAGGUCAGGUUAUCUGAGGGCUGUGAAGGGAAUGUGGAGGUUUUCUACAAUGGAUCCUGGGGUAAUGUGUGCUGGAACCAGAUGGACAGAGACACAGUGAGUCUGAUCUGUCAAGAGCUGAACUGUGGAAGAUCUGGUCUUUUGUCUGCUUCUACACCAAGACUGAAAUCAGCUCCUAACUGGCUGGAUAAAGUUACAUGUCGACCACAUGAUUCAAGUCUGUGGCACUGUCCAUCUUUAGCCUGGGGACAGAAUGACUGCAAAGGGGAUGAAGUGGCCACAAUCACCUGUUCAGAACAGAAAAGUCAUGUGUCCCCUCAAAGCUAUCUGACUUGGUCCACAUUUCCCCACCAGAGACAGAGUUCAGUGUUGCUGCUAUUCUAA
This is a messenger RNA of Carassius auratus (goldfish), 1077 nucleotides long. RefSeq names its product scavenger receptor cysteine-rich type 1 protein M130-like. NCBI's taxonomy places the organism in Eukaryota, Metazoa, Chordata, Actinopteri, Cypriniformes, Cyprinidae. The record is from RefSeq and is a predicted model, not a curated record. The transcript is spliced from 6 exons. The coding region runs from base 1 to 1077 and encodes 358 amino acids. Gene Ontology annotation, cellular component: membrane.